Messenger RNA from Liolophura sinensis, 3497 nucleotides. Its product is annotated as sedoheptulokinase-like. Gene Ontology annotation, biological process: phosphorylation; glycerol metabolic process. The record is from RefSeq and is a predicted model, not a curated record. Gene Ontology annotation, cellular component: cytosol. Gene Ontology annotation, molecular function: sedoheptulokinase activity. NCBI's taxonomy places the organism in Eukaryota, Metazoa, Mollusca, Polyplacophora, Chitonida, Chitonidae.
AUGGCAGAGAAGGAAGGAGCUAGGAAAGCACGGCAUUAUAUUCUGGGUAUAGAUUUAGGAACGACCACAGUGAAAGUGGCUUUGCUUGAUUCAGAGAAUGGGGAAGUGGUUAAAUUACUGUCACGGCCGACGAAGGCUUCGGUGGCGAGCGAGAUAGGUGUAGAGGGGCGGGAGCAAGACCCGCAGAAAAUUCUGACAGCUUUGCAGUUUUGUGUGUCUGGUUUGCCUAAAGAAGACCAGAUAAAUGUCAAGUGUAUUGGAGUGUCGGGACAAAUGCACGGAGUUGUCUUCUGGAAACAUGGACAAGCCUGGCACCAAAACUCUUUCGGCAGAUACGAAACUCACUGCUCCGGGAAAAUCAGCCACCUGAUAACGUGGGAAGACGAGCGCUGUUCGGCAGAGUUCUUAGGAAGUUUACCGAAGCCCGACUCACAUCUGCGCCUGUCUUCAGGCCACGGCUGCUCCAGCAUUUUCUGGCUGAAGCGUAAUCGGCCGGGCUUCCUUAAGGACUACGACUGUGCUGGGACAAUUCAGGACUUCGUGGUGGCGAUGUUAUGUGGACUGUCCCGGCCAGUUAUGUCACCGCAAAACGCUGCUAGCUGGGGAUAUUUCAACACAGAGACGAACCAGUGGAACAAAAACAUUUUGGAAGCAGCUGACUUUCCAGUGUCCUUGUUACCGGAGGUUCAGAAAACUGGAAACAAAAGUGGGCAGCUUGAGUCAGCAUGGUACAGUCUGUCCCCGCUUACCCCUGUCCUUGUUGCCCUGGGAGAUCUACACUCUUCUGUGGAGUGUUUCCCAUACUUUGAUGGCAGGUACGUGGCGGUAGCUGCCAGUCUGACAGGUGGCAAUGUCAUGGCUGCCUUUAUUACCAUGCUGAAACAAUGGACACACGAAUUUGGGCAUGGAGUUCCAGAAAGCAAGAUUUGGGAGCGAGUGUUAGCCCUGGGUAAGGAUUGCCACAAGACAGACCUUGUUAUCACCCCCACCCUUCACGGCGAGCGACACAAACCCGAGGAGAGGGCGUCCGUACAUGGGAUCACAGCAGCCAAUCUCUCCCUGGGCAGUGUGUACAGAGCACUGUGUAAAGGCAUUGUGAACAAUUUACACAGCAUGUUAACCACAGAUUUCCUCAAGGCCCACGGAGUCCAAAGAAUUAUAGGCACUGGGACUGCACUAACGAGGAAUGAAGUUUUAAAACAGGAGGUGGAAGCAUCUUAUGGACUGCCCAUUGUUUAUGGCAAUGGCAAUGAUGCAGCUGUGGGCGUUGCCAUGGCAGCCAGGAGAGCCAGCAGGAAGGAAAAAGAAACUUAACUCCGCAUGCUGGCUGGAUUAUAAUAGACAAUCAGAUUCCCCAUAAAUAUUUAACCCAUUUGGAGUAGAAUCCGUGCCUGAUUGCUCAGAGCUGAUCCCGGCAUGGUAGCCAUUGUUUUUGUUGCUAUGGUAACCAUAUGUCUGUUAAGAAGAAGUGUGACUGGUAAAAAGUUUGUGAUAAAUUGUUGUUAGUUAUCUUUAAAUGAUGAGAUAUCAAACGAGAUAAAGCUCAACGUUUCAGGCAUCAGUAUAAUUGCUUCCUGGGAGAAUAGGGUUUCUAUGGGAUUGAUUCCGUGGCUUUGGCAUUGAAUCUUUGCAGUAAACAUGUCAGAUUUUGUUAUUUACCACUGAAACCAAUCAAUCCAUUUUGGUAUUUUAAAACAAGGGUGACAGUUUCUGAGGAGUUAAGUAACAGAAGGUAAAUAUUGUAUGCCCACUUCAAUCGGUACAUCAAAGGAAGAAAGUUAAUAGUGCGUUUGUCUAGUUGUGAAUUUGACAUAACAAUUAACACACCGAUCAUUGUCAGAGAUCGUUGAUGCCAAUUCAUUCAGUACAUCAAAGGAAGAAAGUUAAUAGUGCGUUUGUCAUGUUGUGAAUUUGACGUAACAACAGACUGAUCAUUUUCAGAGAUUGUCGUUGCUACAUGUUGAUUCCUUCUGGUCGUUUCAGAUCUAUACUUCCAUUCAUUUUCCUAUUAAUCAGUCUAAUGUGUACAGCUGUUGUAACUGUCAUGUCUUUUAAGAGAAAAUCCAUGAAGUUUUGUUGAGAUUGUCUUUUAAAGCUCCAUGGACACAGCCAUGUUCACUUGCAUAAAGGAUGGGAUGAAGGAUUUAUUGACAGUGGGUUUACACUUUUUAAACUCAGAUUUACAAAGUACAGCUGCAUGUACCUGACAAGUAUUAAAAAAAUUCUCAUAGUGCCUUCCUCUUCACUCAGAUUUUCUCUACUUCCAAGAUGCAUUCACAUUCCCAGAGUGCGGUACCUUAGGUCAGGACAGGUGUGCAACAAAUCAAGCAUGGACUGACUAUGGGUGACAUGAGGAUUUGAACUCACACCACCUGUUAGCACAAGCAAUGUGGAUAACUCUCCCAUUUCACUUCAGUCAGCAGUUGACUUCAUACACCCAGAGCUAUACACUGUUUUAAUAAACCUGUCAGCCACAGCUCUGAGCACCAGAGAGAUUUCAACUCUGAUCUUCCUAUCCCAACCUCACCACUAUUUCUGAUGACCAUCUGUUCAUGAAUUAACUCAAAAACAAGUUAAUUGACUCAUUCUGUCAUGUUUCAAUUGAAACUUACAGAAUCGUACAUUUUUAGGUCGAAAACGUCUGAUUUUGUCACACUUCAGGAGGAGAUAGGGCCACCAUCUUGGAUUUAGGAUUUUGAUUCCAAUAUAUUUCUCCACUCAUUAAAACAAAGUCUGGUCCCUUGAACCUGUUUUAUAACUAGGUACCCUAUGUGAAUGGAAGAAAAAAGACCUGAAUUUGACAGAGAAAUGAAAUUUUAUCAAAAUUUGUCGCAAAAUAUGACAAAAGAAACGUUGUUAAAGUUUUAAACAAUUAUCCCAGUUCCAUAGAAGCUUGGCACAUUUGUAAUAAAGGAGGAUUAGAAGAAUAACUUGGCAUGUGAUUGGCCAAUAAUGUGUCCUAUGGCAUGGCAGUCAUGGUGGGAGUCAUUUUUUUCAGUGCAAUGGCUGUAGCAGCAUAACCUACAUUUAGCAUAGUGGUCAUUCAUGCUCAUGUGAUCCAUACAUGUAUACGUGUAACUUACCAUUAUCAUUUAUUGGAUUAGAUUUUGUUUUUAUAUGAAUUUUUACUUUUUGACUUCUCCGGCCGUUAGUGGGAGAGCCCGCAGCAACCUGCGGAUGGUCAUGUGUUUCUCUCGUUUCCUCGCACCAUAAUGCUCACUGCUGUCGUAUAAGUGAAAUAUUCUUGAGUACGGCGUAAAACACCAAUCAAGUAAAUAAAUAUAUUUUUUACUUUUUCCGUGUACCAAAUAUCCCAAGCAAAUGGUUGAUUGUGGACUUGUGGGACAUCAUGUCAGGUGUCAGUAUACUGGACUUGUGGGACAUCAUGUCUGGUGUCAGUGUAUUGGACUUGUGGGACAUCAUAUCUGGUGUCAGUGGACUGGACUUGUGGGACAUCAUGUGUGGUGUCAGUGUAGUGAACUCGUGAGGUAUCAUGU